Limanda limanda (common dab) is the source of this 1119-nucleotide messenger RNA. Its product is annotated as proteinase-activated receptor 2-like. The record is from RefSeq and is a predicted model, not a curated record. The transcript is spliced from 2 exons. Bases 1 to 1119 code for a protein of 372 amino acids. Gene Ontology annotation, molecular function: thrombin-activated receptor activity. Gene Ontology annotation, cellular component: membrane. Gene Ontology annotation, biological process: blood coagulation; thrombin-activated receptor signaling pathway; phospholipase C-activating G protein-coupled receptor signaling pathway. NCBI's taxonomy places the organism in Eukaryota, Metazoa, Chordata, Actinopteri, Pleuronectiformes, Pleuronectidae.
AUGGAUUUAACUCGGUGCUUGUGGCUCGUGUCAAUGUUCUGCUGCUGCGUCUCUGUCACCUCAGCUAAAGUCGAAGGACGGGGGAUCAUCGCGGCUGUGGUCUCUGGCAACCCAGAACCAUUUGUUGUGGACUCAGAGGCAGCAGAGACAUUGAAGAGUAACCUCACCACAGUCUUUCUCCCAAUCAUCUACAUCAUUAUUGUAUUUAUUGUGGGACUUCCUGCCAACGGCAUGGCACUUUGGGUCUUCCUCUUCAGGACCAAAAAGAAGCAGCCGUCAUCAAUUUACAUGGCCAACCUAAGCUACCACUUAAACGGCAACAACUGGACCUAUGGAGAGCCGCUGUGCAAAGUCCUUGUGAGCUUCUUCUACGGGAACAUGUACUGCUCCAUAUUGUUCAUCGCUUGUCUCAGUGUGCAGAGGUGCUGGGUGGUGGCUCACCCUCUGUCCCAGCAGAGCAAGAACACCAACGUGGCUGUUGGCGUGUGUGUCUCCAUCUGGGCUUUCAUCUGGCUCACCACCACCCCUCUGUACCUGUAUGACCACACUGUCAAGCUCAAAGACCUGAACAUCACCACCUGCCAUGACGUCAACUUCAUAGAAGACCUCGAAAAUCCAUUCCCCUCUGUCCAGCUCCCGUUUUACCACUUCACCUUCAUGGCCGUCGUUGGUUUCCUCAUCCCUUGUGUAGUGGUCGUUGUGGCCUAUAUUCUGUUACUCAGAGCUCUGGGGAACAGCAUGCAGGAAAUUACGGCAGCAAAGAACCGACACAGAUCCAGAGUGUUGAUCCUGACCGUCCUGGUGACAUUCAUGGUGUGUUUCAUCCCCAGUAACAUCAUGCUGGUGGUGCAUUACGCCCUACUGAAGAAUGGAGUGAUAAAUAACGGUUAUGGCUUCUACAUCUCCACAUUAUGCCUGGCCAGUCUCAACAGCUGCCUAGACCCGUUCAUCUACUACUUUGUGUCCGAGGACUUCAGGAACCACGUGAAGAACACUUUGCUGUGCCGCAGCCGCAGGACCGUGGAGAGGAUGAGAGUUUCAUUCAGCCCCAUGAAAAACUCCAGGAAGAGCAAGUCAAGUACGUCAGACACAGGGAAGACAAAGAGCAGCACAAGUUAG